Molecule: messenger RNA, 1199 nt
Organism: Oryctolagus cuniculus (rabbit)
Lineage: Eukaryota; Metazoa; Chordata; Mammalia; Lagomorpha; Leporidae
Source: RefSeq, a predicted model, not a curated record
AAUUUGGAGAAGAAUCAAAAGAACUUGUUGCUGAUGAAGAGGAAGACAGUGAUGAUGAUGUUGAACCUAUUUCUGAAUUUAGAUUUGUGCCUGGUGAUAAAUCAGCAUUGGAGGCAAUGUUCACUGCAAUGUGUGAAUGUCAGGCCUUGCAUCCAGACCCUGAGGAUGAAGAUUCAGAUGAUUAUGAUGGAGAAGAAUAUGAUGUGGAAGCACAUGAACAAGGACAGGGGGAUAUCCCUACGUUCUAUACCUAUGAAGAAGGAUUGUCCCAUUUAACAGCAGAAGGCCAAGCCACAUUGGAGAGACUAGAAGGAAUGCUUUCUCAGUCUGUGAGCAGCCAAUAUAACAUGGCUGGAGUUCGGACGGAAGAUUCAAUAAGAGAUUAUGAAGAUGGCAUGGAGGUAGACACUACACCAACAGUUGCUGGACAGUUUGAAGAUGCAGAUGUUGAUCACUGAAAAUGAUUUAUGCGGCUGGAAGAUUCUGCUUUAUAACUGUAGGAAAGGACUUGGUGCCUCUUCCUGUCUGGAGUGGGGUUGAUGAAAAUGUUUUUGCUUCUUCAAAACUCACUUGAGCCAGUUCUUUCUUGAAACAGCAAGUUGUCACCAGCAGAAGAAACUAUGACCUUUAUUAACAAAGGUGAAUUAACUAGGAAGGUAUUUGUAGUCUAUCACCCCUGAAUUUUCUGUGUCUGGUUCCCCUUUGGGUGGGUCUGUAAUUUCUGCCUUCACUGUAUAUGUCUUCUGUAAGCUAGCAGGCCUAUGUGGUGAAAUGCGCAGGAGCUGGGAGGUGUGGGUAGACUGGGUGGGAGAGGCUGAAGCUAAAAUAUGCCUCUUUGGGACUAAAGAUACCUUUAUCACUUAAAAAGAGAGAGAUCUCAGAGGAAUCCUAUCUGCUGCUCAUUCACAGAGUCUUUUACUGAAAUGGGACCCAGAUUAAUUCAGCAUCACUAGGUGACCUCUUUGGAAACCUCCCAGGCACUUGUACCACACUUCCACAGAUGCUUCUGACUAGCCUUUGCUCCUUCCACCGUGCUUCCCUGUCUGCUCUGUUACAACCUCUGGGGUUAUCUCUGGUUUCCAGUCGCUAGGCUAGUUUUCUGUAACAGAACAAGUGAAACUGUUAUGAAGCCCUCAAAGUACUUCAAAUGAUAACUGUUUUGUCUUUGUAAUAGCUUAACAAAUAAAUCUAGGUUUUCU